Molecule: messenger RNA, 4443 nt
Organism: Punica granatum (pomegranate)
Lineage: Eukaryota; Viridiplantae; Streptophyta; Magnoliopsida; Myrtales; Lythraceae
Source: RefSeq, a predicted model, not a curated record
ACUGAAGGUAACCAUUGAAUUUCUCCGGAAACUGAGUCGCGCUCGAUGUGAGUUUUCUCGCAACAAGUUUUUGUCCAAAGUGGUGCGUCAGAGCGUGCAUAUGGUAGCACUCAUAAGGUUGUUUUAGUGAGUUGAUUAGGGUGCGGGAGACAUCAUGACUAGAAAGAAAGACAGAUUUUGGGAAUAUGCAGAACGUCUGAAUGGGCGAUUUAAGUGCAAUUUCUGCAGACGAGAUUUUGCUGGGGGUGCCCCUAGAGUUAAGUCUCAUUUAUCGGGUAUUAAAGGACGUGACAUAGAUAUAUGCACCAAGGUCCCCAAAGAUGUCCAGUUGGCUGCUGCUGCAAUGAUUAAAGGUGCGAACAAGAGACCCAAAACUGAGGCCUUCUCUAGUAAUUCUGAUGGGACUUCUUCAGAAUUAUGUGAGCAAAAUGACAGUAGUGUGCUGGAUGAUUUGCUCGCAAAGUUCUUGCUAUUGAAUAGCGUUGAUAGUGGUGUUGUCCAAUCAUCGUCCUUUAUUGAUUUCAUAAAUGCUGUGGCCGCAUUUGGUGCCGCCUAUAAGCCGAGUCAUUCUACACUCAAAACUGUGGUAAUUCCUAAGUUGCUUGGAGAAGUUGAAGCACAUGUGAGAAGUGUGAAGGAAUCAUGGGGAGAAACUGGUUGUACCCUCAUCUCUGAUGUUUUGUGCGAUGAAAUAGAGAAAACCUCCUUCAUUAAUAUCAUGGCGUACUCAUGGAAAGGGGUAGUGUUGUUGAAUACAUUCAAAGUACCAACGAACAAGUUAACCAGUGACUUCUUGGAGGUAAUCAUCUGUUUUUCAAUCAAAACUAUAGGAGCAAACAAUGUUGUCCAAUAUAUUAACGGUGCUCCAAGUCUGGAACCUACAGGGGCUUUGCUCGCUAAUGAAUAUCCUCACAUAUACAUGACCCACUGUGUUGCUGCUGAGAUUCAAUCUCUUUUUGAGGAAGUUUACCAUAAAAUCGAGUGGGUUCAUAUGGUAUUUGAUGAUGCUAGAUGUCUACUAAAUUGUAUCUACGGGCAUAGCGACCUUUUGUCACUUAUAAGGAAGCACACCAACAAUCGGGAGUUAAGACAACCUCAAAUGAUAGAGUUUUCCUCGAACUACGAUAUGCUACGGUCCAUCAUUGAGCUUAAAAGUGAGUUACUUCAACUUGUGCAGUCUUCCGACUGGCUUUCAUUUGGUUCUGAUGUGCAAGAGUUAGAGAAAGAAGUAACUGAGAUACUUCUUAGUCCACAAUUUUGGAAUGAAGGGCAAGAGAUAAUAGAGGUUCUGGAGUCAUUGUACCGAAUUUUUUAUCUAGUUGAUAGAUAUGGUUCCUCUUCCGGGUACUUUUAUAUGGCGAUGGAAUGGGCGACUGAAGAAAUAAGAAGGAUUUAUGAGCACAAUCCACCUAAGUACGAGAAGCUGUGGGAGAUUUUUAACUCAAGGAAAGGCAGGAUUGUCUAUCCAAUACAUGCCGCUGCAGCAUUUCUAAAUCCUGCAUAUGUGUAUAACGUUGUGUUUAAAGAUAAUAAGGCUAAAGUAACUGAAGUCAUGAACUUCGUGGUGGGAAAUAUUGUAGCUGACGAGGAUAAAGAAGCUUUCGUGAAGCAAAUGAUGGAUUAUCAUGCUAGAGAACCCAAAUUAUUCACAGAUAUAGCAAAGAUAAUGUUGAAGACAUCUCACCCUUGCGAAUGGUGGGCUUAUUGCGGUCAUGAUGUUCCCAUAUUAAUGAAGUACGCCAUUAGAAUACUCAGUCAACCUUGCAGUGGUUCUGCGUUUAAACAGAGUCUGAGUGUGUUCCAGAGCAGCCAUAAUGAGAAGCAAAAGAGAUCUGCACUUGGAGCAUCAUACGACCAAAGAUCUCCAAGGAUGAAUAUGAUCUUGACCGCCAGAUUCACAGCAAGGGAUGCAUCUGACAAGCCAAUUGAUCUUACACAGCUCGGCAGGCUUAAUUUGAGCGACAUGAGUUUCUCUAAUGAUUUGUUGAAUGAGGCAGGGGUUCCCCGAUUAGAUAUACAGCCAACUCAGAGGUCUGAUUUAGCUGCUGAGCAAUGUCCAAGUUGGAAAUUUUUGCAGUUGCAGUUCGUAACACAAAUUUCAUCUUUCCAAGUUACUGGUCAAGAGGUUAAGGGCGAACAAGGAUAUCAGAUUCAUGUUUUCUUGGUAGACUCUACCACAGGUAAUGUGGUACAAAGCGGUGCGUUAUCAAUGUUAAAAUUGGCAGUUUCAGCACUUCAAGGAGACUUUGAUGAAGAAGCUAGAAAUAUUUGGACAAGGGAGGAUUUUGAAGAAAAUGAAAUAGGUAGUACGCUGGAUGUCCCACUAAUGUCUGGUGACUUGCAAGUCACCCUAAAGGGUGGGAUGGGAACAUUGGGAGAUGUUAUAUUUAACUACGAUUCCAGCAUAGCAAGAAGUGGAAAGUUCAGACUCGGGGUCAAAACUUUUACGGAUGACAGCGAAAGGAUUUCAGUUCGCGAGGGCAUAUCCAAUGCAUUCGUUGUGAAGGACAUAAAGGACACAAGGGAGCCCGAUGCUGCUGCCCACUUGACACAGGUUCCUGAAAAUUCACAAAUGAUGAUGACGGGUAAUAUGGAUGACAUGGCACGACCAUGGAGUCCUCUGCAAAAUAUUGCUGAUGGCGAAACAGAACUCUACAGUCAGUUUUUCGGAUCUAUGUGGAAUGCUGAAGCAGAGUACAAGCACAAGCGGAAGGACAACGUCAAAUCGAGGCAGGCAGCAGUGAGAUGGCUAAAGCUGAAAGCCAUUUUGCAAUGGGCCAUUCUGAGGAGAAUGGUCGUGAGGAAGAGAGCUCAGAAAAUGUCUGUUAGGACCCAAGUGCCGAAGCAACUGGAAGAAUAUUCAGACGAAGAUUUAAAUCGGAGAGUUGAAGAGUUCAUAUGGCGGUUCCAACUACAGAUGCAAGAGCUCAGCAAGGAUAAGUGGAAGAACAAUGAGAAGCCACUGCUACUGGAGCCUCCUCAGGAAGUAGAGCUUGAAUCGGCUCCGUGUCCUAAUUCAAGUAUCGGAAACUCCAGAACAUUUCCAAAGCCGAAUACCUUGGAGUCUAGACAACCGUUGACUCUCUUCCCAUCGUUAUUGGCUGGCAAGGACAUGGAGCCUAUGGAGAUUGAGGGAGAAUCUGGAUCUUUCGAUGCCCUUCAGGAGGUUGACCAGGGAUCCGCAUUAAAAGAAUGUUCAACAUCAUUGACGGGACGACAUACCGAGCUUCCACAGGAUAAGGUGCGAGAGCUUCUGAAGCCCAUAGCAAGACUGUCAACAAGUCCAACCAAAGUUAAUGAGGCGAGUUUAGAGAAAAUGAACCAGAGAGGAGUCUCGAGCUGCAGGUCGUGCCACCACCUCAACUUACAGAGGAGUGAGAUGUGCCGCUGCGGCGACUCAAGCUCCGGUGCUGGGCUCUGCUAUGGGAGUUUAGGCAGGAGGGGAAAUGGCUCCUCGUUUGGGUUCCCUGACGUCCGCCCUGGGGACUGGUACUGCAAUGCUGGGAAAUGUGGCGCUCACAACUUUGCCAGUCGCUCCAGCUGCUUCAAGUGUGGCGUGGUCAAGGAUGACUCCCCCGGUGGGGGUUCUGACUGCGAAGUGCCCCUAAAUACGUCAGAAUCUAGACGACCACUGACUCUCUUCCCGUCGUUAUUGGAUGGCAGUGACGGGGAGCCUAGUGAGGAUGAGGGGGACUCUGGUGUUUCCAGCGACACUCAGUUUGAUCCCGAAGCACUCGUUGAAGAAUUUAUUCAUCAUACAAUGUUUCCUGAUGAUAAAGCACGAGAGUUUCUGAAGCCUGCAACAAGCCUGUCAACAAGUCCAACCAAAGUUAAUAAAGCGAGUUUAGAUCUAUCUCAGAAGGGUUCAUUUCAAAGAAGAGGAAGCGUCCUACCACCGAGGCGUGGACAAGUGAAGGCAAUCUUUUUUGAAAAACUUCGUUCGACUCUAAAGCGCUACAUAAUGGGAUAUAAGUUGCAGGCAGACUCAAAGCACACCUCCUCCAGCUCCAAAGAUGGUGGCAAUCAAACUAGCAUGGACACUCGAUCUUGUGCACCGUCUCAAGUAUAGGGAUUCCUUGAGGCUGAGCUUUUCAUUUGAAUCUGCUCUGUGGGUAGGUUCGAGCAUAGACUGGGAGAGCGAUGCUGUACCAGGGAGUUCACCGUGCAUCUUUGGCUUGACUAAGCUGGUUUGUGAUAACUACUUCGUAUAUUGCUCAAAUAUAGAUGUCAUGCUGUAUCCUCGUUAACAUCCUGCACACGAGUUCUGUUCUAUAAUUUGGCUUAAUAGAAUACUAGCUAAUCUCUUUUUAGUCGAAGAUCAGACUUCCCGUACUGCUGUUUUGUCUAUUUGAGCAGAGAUUGCAUAGUAGUUGCAAAGGAGUAUGCUGAAAUAUUACCGGAGAAGUAAUGAUUUUAUUUAUACCUUAGUUUCUCUGGACUUCA